AUGGAGAAGGAGGUCGAACGCUAUGUCAAGUCAUGUCACGGAUAUCGGAUAACAUCUGCCAUGCCUUCUCCAGAGCUGAUUACCAUUACACCACUGCCAUCAGGACCAUGGCAAACCAUUGCUAUUGAUUUGUUGGGUCCUCUGCCAUCGAAGGACUACAAUUUUGUUGUUGUUGACUAUGAUAGUCUCUACUAUGAGAUUGACAUCAUGAAGGAUAAAUCUAGUGAAAUGAUCAUUGCAUCACUAGAGAAGAUGUUCCUUCAACAUGGUCUUCCAUUCAGUGUUACAUCUGACAACGGUCCUCACUACAUAUCGCAGACGUUUGAAGACUAUCUCACCAGGAGAGCAUCGGAUCGAGGGUUGCCCCUCCACAUCCAGCUGCGAAUGGGGAGGUUGAGCGACAGAAUAGGUCAAUCAUGA
Strongylocentrotus purpuratus (purple sea urchin) is the source of this 420-nucleotide messenger RNA. RefSeq lists its product as uncharacterized. Bases 1 to 420 code for a protein of 139 amino acids. Gene Ontology annotation, molecular function: nucleic acid binding. NCBI's taxonomy places the organism in Eukaryota, Metazoa, Echinodermata, Echinoidea, Camarodonta, Strongylocentrotidae. The record is from RefSeq and is a predicted model, not a curated record. The transcript has a single exon. Gene Ontology annotation, biological process: DNA integration.